Capsaspora owczarzaki ATCC 30864 is the source of this 1755-nucleotide messenger RNA. RefSeq lists its product as hypothetical. Bases 1 to 1755 code for a protein of 584 amino acids. Gene Ontology annotation, molecular function: ATP binding; protein kinase activity; protein binding. The record is from RefSeq and is a predicted model, not a curated record. Gene Ontology annotation, biological process: protein phosphorylation. The transcript is spliced from 7 exons. Lineage: Eukaryota; Filasterea; Ministeriida; Capsasporidae.
AUGAAUCCAACUCAGCGCGAGCUGUUUGAACUUGCCAAGAAUGCGAGUGGAGUGCUCCAUCUGAUUGGCAAACAGCUUAGCGAUGCGGACGCCCAGGCAAUUGCUGAGGGCCUCAAAGUGAACACGACGCUGGACACACUCUUUCUGGGUCAGAAUCAAAUUGGCGAUGCUGGAGCUCGAGCAAUCGCUGAGGCAAUUCAAGCAAACUCGACGCUGACUGGUCUCGGCCUUUACGAGAAUCAAAUUGGCCAUGCUGGAGCGCAGGCGUUUGCUGAAGCUCUCAAAGAGAACCAGACCUUGCUUCAUCUCGCACUGAAUGGCAACCAGAUUGGCGACGCUGGAGCGCAAGUGAUUGCUGAGGCGCUCAAAGUGAACACCACGCUGACUGACCUCCAUUUGAAAGAUAACUUCCUGAGCAACGCUGGAACCACUGCACUCAGGCAAGCGGGCAAUACCACUUGUACAUUGUUAUUGCAGCUGGUGCCGCAGCAAAGGCUGCAACUGAGAUUCAGCAAUUACGCUCCAAGCUGGCAACCAACAACUGAGAUUCAGCAAUUACGCUCCAAGCUCGCAACCAACGAGCAGGAGCUCGCUGCCCAAGAGCAAGAGCUGCAACAACUUCGCUCUGAUCUCGCUGUCAAGGAUCAAAUGCUCGCAACCAACGAGCAGGAGCUCGCUGCCCAAGAGCAAGAGCUGCAACAACUUCGCUCUGAUCUCGCUGUCAAGGAUCAAAUGCUCGCUACCAACGAGCAAGAACUCGCUACCAACCUCCAGGACCUGCAGCAACUUCGCUCGGAGCUCGCUGCCAAGGAUCAUGAACUCAAGGCAGCUCUUGAUCGGAUUGAUGUUUUCGAGCGCAAUCAGCCCGCUGUUGGAUCCGCAUCGAAUUUUGACGGCACCAUCUUGCAAGUUCCUCUCGCAACUCUUGUCGCCGCCACGAACAAUUUUGAUGCCGAUUCUCUGCUCGGCACAGGAGCGUUUAGUCGCGUGUACGGCGCCACCUUGCCUGGCCCUCGUGUUGCCAUUAAGCGCGUGUCGGCUGAAUCCAUCCACAACUAUGUCGCAUUUCAAUCAGAAUUGGACACUCUGUCUCAGUUCCGUCACCCUAACAUUAUUGCGAUUCUGUCUUAUGCCAACAGUCACGAUGAGUAUUGCUUGGUGUACGAGUUUAUGCCCAAUGGUUCUGUUCGCGAUCGCUUGGAUUGCAAGAACAACACACCUCCACUGACCUGGGCCCAGCGUCAUCGCAUUGCGGCUGAUGUGUCCCGCGGCAUGCACUACGUGCAAACAGCCUUCCCUGACCAUGUUCUGUUCCACCUUGAUCUCAAACCGGACAAUGUUCUUUUGGACGCGCACUUUAACGCCAAAGUGUCUGAUUUUGGUCUCGUUCGCGCUGCCCAACACCUCGAUGAGAAGAGCUACGUUCGUACGCAGAACGUUCAGGGCACAAAGGUGUACAUGUGUCCCGAGUAUCUUGAGUCAGGCCGAAUGACUAUCAAGACGGAUGUCUACGCCUUUGGCAUGAUUCUACUGGAAUUGGUCACUGCAGCCAAACCCGGUAUUCUGCUGAAAAGAACUGCGCGAAAGGCUGCGAACAACCAAAAAUGCAUUGAGAUGCUGGACUCGGCUCUCCACCCAACCGAAGCCGAGGGCCAGAGCGUCGGCGAGCUUGUCAACCUUGCACUCAAGUGUCUUGACGACUUUGCAGCUGAUCGCCCAUCCUUUGGCAGUAUCGUUGUGACAUUGGAUCCUUGA